Solanum pennellii is the source of this 3455-nucleotide messenger RNA. RefSeq lists its product as uncharacterized. Gene Ontology annotation, cellular component: nucleus. Bases 2150 to 3247 code for a protein of 365 amino acids. The record is from RefSeq and is a predicted model, not a curated record. The transcript is spliced from 2 exons. NCBI's taxonomy places the organism in Eukaryota, Viridiplantae, Streptophyta, Magnoliopsida, Solanales, Solanaceae. Gene Ontology annotation, biological process: regulation of DNA-templated transcription.
UGCCUUUGAAAUUUUAAUUUGACCCGUUUGCACUCAAAACCCCAGUCCGGGUUCUUUCUUUUGGGGUUUUAGGGUCACUACAAAAAUCUCUAUCGAAUUUUCUUCUUCUUCUUCAAAUUGCUUCUUAGUGUCCAAAUUUUCCUCCAUUUUUGAUCGUCUAUGUCCGUUUAGUGCCCUAAUCUUGUUCUACAACUCCAUCAAAACCUCACUUUCCAAGAUGCAGCAUAUCAGGAGAAGUGGGAUUUUAUUGAAGACGAGGUGGUUGUUGUCAAAUGCUGCAAUUUCUUGGAAUAUGUGCCUUCGAGAAGCUUAUCUGAUGUGGGUAUCGAUCAUUUCUCGUCAAUGGCACCCCCAGCGGUUUUAGUUGCAUUACAUAAAAUUCAGUCCAACUUUUUUUGGUUGCACCUCAUUAGUAGCAGCCUGUUAGUUAUUGCAAUCACCUUUAUUUUCGGUAAUUGUUUGAGCACCAUUAUUAUUUGUAUCAAUAUCCAUUGGGUCUACACGAUUUUGCUUGAAAGUGGAAGCAGCCAAUUAUCGAUCUAAAGAAGUAGCUUUACUUUGAUCUAACAUCUAUGGUCUUUCUUUUUUAUUUAAUAUUUCUCUCGCAUCAUCUUGAUACAUUUCACUAUCGAUAGUACAUUUUAAAGCACCUUCAAUGGUAUCAUCAAUUGUUUGUUAUUCUAAUUUCUUUUCGAAAUCAAACGACAACUAUCUUCAUAAUGACCUUGGUGCUUACAAUAAUUGCAAUACAAAGGUAUAUUAUCGUAUACAUUCUCCUGAAAUACCUCGAUCAAUUUACCAUAUUUUUCAUCCACAAACUGCAACCUUAUAUGAUUUGAAAGCUUUUCUAUUAAAUCAAGUAUAACCUUGACCCUCACCCGUGCUAGGUCUUGAAUUGAUUUGAGUAGCUUUAUCAAUAACUAUUGAUUUCCCAGAUGCUAUAGACAACAGAGACUUCUUUGCAAACAAAUCUGGAGAUAAAUUUGGUAAAGAAUUCCAAACCACAGCUAACGUUGUUUCCUCCUUAGGGUUAUAUCCAAUGGACCAUGGAAAAACCCUACAUUGGUGCUCCUCACCAUUGUAGAGAAGAUAAUUAACUGAGCGAAAUAAAGCUAGUAUAUAAUCUUCAUAUAGAUCAAACUACAACAAAAUUUGUCUUGGAGCAAGUAAGUCAAUUAAACAAUUGUCCUUGGUACCAAGAUGUUUCGGUAAAAUUGAACUUAAUACCUUCAAAGAUUGGUGCACCGUGGGAUAAUUUAUACACCACUGCUUGAUGUAAUACCUCUUCGAUCAUAAAGUCUUCCCUUUCCUCCACUGAAAAUGAGAUAGUAGGUUUUCCAUGAAUUAUUUCGAUUGAUUUUACAAUUGGUUUUUGGCAACUAGGACAGAUUGUUUAGGAUUUAUAGUAUCGGUAUUGAAAAGGGUGGUGUAUGUGAUGGUUUGGGGUGGUGGGGCGGGCUGGACAGUCUCGAAAGGAGGCCGACCAGUGUCCUAGCAGCCAUGACUGCUGCCUGUCGACCUAGCUAGGGUAAGUAGUCCCCGUAAUAUAUACUUGUUUCUCGCUUACUUCUACACAUGUGUCUACUUGUUCAUUUUUAUAUAAGUUUAAGUGUUCACUUGUGCACACCCAAAGUUAAAGAACAUAGAUGUUAACUAAAGCCAAGUUAAUAGGCGUCUUUGUGUAUUAUGCUUAUUCUUCUUAUUUUGUUAGUGCGACGUGAUAGUGUAAAAAUAUAUGUCAUAUUACCAAUAUAUCAAAGUUAAUCUAACUUAAAAAUUAUUUUCUAUAUUAACAUUUUAUUACAUAAUUGUCUCAUAUGAAGUGUUUCUGCUAAACAUUUCUUGUGACUUCUUUCAGUAAGUACUAUUUUAGGCUGUCCCAAAAAAAAAUGUUAGCUGAAGGAAAAGCAGUUCCUGGAAAUGGAGGAAUUUCAUCUUCAAAUCCUGAAACAGAGCUACUAUGUUACGAAUCACGCCAAGGAGGAAGUAGAAGAAGAGGAAGAAGUUGUUAGCCAUGUAUGAUUUCAAGUUCAUCAAUGGGUAUUUACCAUAUCCACACUCAGAUGACUUACGCAAUCACAUCAUGGAUUUGAUGCCUAAUUUGAAUAUCCUCGAAAAAUGAUUUGACGAAAGAAUCACCAUCUCCGAAAUGCUACCAUCAGAAGAAAUGAUGAAUGAAAAGCAAGAAAAUCAAGAAUCUGAAAUUGAUCCAAAUUCCACUCAUCCACAUGAAGAUCAUCAUCCAUCGCACUUCAACAACGAUCUACAAAAUGAAGAAUCGACAAUCUCUGCAGACGAAACAGAGGACCAGAAAGCGACAGGAAAAGGAAAACUCCAAGAAAAAGGAAAGCGUGAAUCAUAUGAAUGGAAGCCCGUUAAUAAGCCUACAUUUUCCAAUCUUGAACAAGGAGGAACAUCUGAAAAUGAAUCGAAGAAUGAAGAUGAGUAUGAUUAUGAUCACGAUUUAGCAAUCUUGAAGUCUAUCUAUCAUUACUUCUUCAAUCAUGGGGUAAUUCCAUAUCCUUAUUCAGAGAAUUUUGUCAAUUACAUUGAGGCUUCAAUUCCCAACUUGAAAUUUCAUGGCCAGAAAUUGGUGACUAAGAUCGUUGCGUUAGAGCACCAGUUCUUUUCUAUUAUGGAAAUGACUGCAAAAGCGGGACAUUACCCUGAUAUAAUCCACCCUGUUUUUCGUGAAAUCUUCUACGAGUCUAUGGGUUUAUGGGGUUACCCCCGCAAUUACUACCCAGUUGACAAUGACGAUUUUGUAAUCACGAGAAACAAAGAGCGACAAAAUGAAGAAUCAUUCAAUCUGUUCUUGGACGAAGAAAACAGAAAGCAAGAAAAAUUGCAGGCAGUGAAAAAAGGAAAACGUCCCAUGUCGGAAUUAUAUGAAUUUCAGCACAUUGUGCCUACAUUUUCAAAUCCGGGACUAGGAGCUGGAACUUCCGAAAAUGUGGAAGAAGAAGACUAUGAUUAUGAUCAGGAUUUGGCGAUUUUGAAGUCCAUGUAUCAUUACUGCUUCAAGCAUGGAGGCAAAAUUCCAUAUCCGAUAUCGAGGGAACUGAUUAAUUACAUUGAAGCUUUAGUCCCCAACUUGAAAGUUUGUGGCCAGGAAUUGGAGACUAAGAUCGAUAUGUUGGAGAACAAUUUCAUGGCUGUUUUGACAACGGCCGGAGGAUUUGACCCUGAUAAAAUCCACCCUGUUUAUCGCGAAAUUUUCUACUUGUCUAUGGGUUUAUGGGGUUAAUUUUGGAGACAAGAAUUAAGUUGACAACUAGGAGGACGAUGCAGUUGAUGAGAACGUGAGAACUGGAGCUAAUUUGAUUCACAAUUUAAUUACGUUUGCUAAACAUUCUAUGGUUAGUAUAUACGAGAUGUUGUUUGCUUGCAUUUUCAGUUCGACUUCAGUUUUCAGGUCACUAGAACUUUCUAUAAUUGUUUAACUUUCCAUUUUA